Molecule: messenger RNA, 969 nt
Organism: Porites evermanni
Lineage: Eukaryota; Metazoa; Cnidaria; Anthozoa; Scleractinia; Poritidae
Source: the annotation of a GenBank genome assembly
AUGUCCCAAUCGAGCAAAGAACGCUGUCAACACUGCGAUGAGCCGUAUGGAAGUUCUAAAAUCACCACUUGCAAGUUUUGCAAGACCAUGGUCCAUGCUGAAUGUAACGACAAAUGCAGGAAGAAGCCACCAGCGUCAUCUGCAGUACAUGGCAAAAAUUUCACCACCCUAAAGGGUCGGCAAGUUAUUGAUGAGCACAAUAGCGAUAGCCUCUUAUCGUACCUGGUGACAGAAGAAAAGGAUUGUCAAGUGCACUGGGGCAAAAAGGGACUAAGUGAAUUGAAAGAGGAAAAAAUCGGUCAAGAGCAGAAAAGCACUAGGGACAGAGCUAAGAAGGUGGCGAAAGACAAGGGAGCUGUUAUUGGAAGGGAAGUGGCCAAUAAAGGAAAUGAAUACUUGUGGAAAAAAGUUGGCGCCCACGCAUCUGCCGAUGCCGCAACAUUUUCGCAUCAUGCCCAUAAUUCUGCAACAGCAACUGAGUUUAUAGGGAUAAAAGUGGCUCAUGCUGAGGCUGGUGCUGGGGUAGCAAAGGCGACAGCAAGUGCCUCUGCGAACCCUCUUCAAGCAAAAGCAGGGGCUGGUGCCUAUGGACCGAAUGCAGGUGCCAAAGCAGCUCUAGUUGAGGGGAUCGUCGAGGCUAAUGCAGAGGCCUACGUGGGAAAAGCAGCAGCCGAAGCUGGCGUUGGCAUCGAGCAUUUGGGAGCCUAUGCUGUAGCUGAAGCUGUGACUGCAAGGGCUGGUGCCGGAAUCGCCCACACCCCGCUUCAAGCCCAUGCCCAGGGACCCGCAGCAGGAGCAGAGACUGGAGUCUCCUGGGACUACGCAGGGGGAAACGUGUCUGCCUCACUCGGGGAGGCCAGGGCCGGGCCUUUUGCUGUAAGAGCCGGUGUCAAAUUCGGUGCUGGGAUUAGAAACGGAGUUCCAGAGUUGGACGUUGGUCCAAUCUCUGCACCCUGCUCUGUCAUGUGA